This is a messenger RNA of Hevea brasiliensis (rubber tree), 5347 nucleotides long. RefSeq lists its product as uncharacterized. Lineage: Eukaryota; Viridiplantae; Streptophyta; Magnoliopsida; Malpighiales; Euphorbiaceae. The transcript is spliced from 4 exons. Bases 538 to 4893 code for a protein of 1451 amino acids. The record is from RefSeq and is a predicted model, not a curated record.
ACAGCCUAGCUAAUUAGCUCCUUCAUUCUUUUGCGAGCUCUGUUUAUGACAGUGAAUUCUCGCGUUUAAUCUAUAUUAUCAUUACUUUGCUUUUUUUAGAUUUGAUUGCUGGUGAUAAGGUAGUGGAUUGCAGUUGCUCAAAGUCUUAAUUUUGAGCACUUUUUCUGGGUUUGCCCACAUAAAAUAACGGUUACCCAGGAUACUUUUAGGGGUUUCAACAUCAUCUUUGCUUGAAGGCUGAUGGAUGAAGAUUCUAGUGGGGUUGCUUGAUCUUGAAAAAAAAAAUAGCUAGGUUGCUAGCUCCUUGGUUGCAGCUGGCGGCUGUGCGUGGUGAGAAUGCUUUGUGGUGGGGUUUGGAUUAGAAAGAGAAAGAUAAAAGGAGAGUGAGAGGCCUGUAGUGGUGUUAUAUAUGCUGAAGGCUAAGAGGUUAAAGAUAAGGCCCAGUGGAAGUGGAAGAGAUAAUAGUAGUACGAGUUGUUGUGGUGAAGCUUGUGACUGUUGCAAAAACAGCGCAAGAAGAGAGAAACUUAGCAUCAGAUGUUAUCCAUUGAAAACCCUUCACCAGAUCCCCCAUGUUCUUGCCAAUUUCCUCAACUAAAUAGUAGUAGUGAUGAGAGGGCUUCUCAAAAGCUUUCCUUGACAGAGGUAGAUCUACCAAACCCACCCGUCGAUCAUCAUACCCCACUUUCCAAUUUCUCCAUAAGAGAUUAUGUAUUUACAGCCCGGGAUAAAGAUAUCAAGAAGAAUUGGCCUUUUUCUCUGAAAAAUUUGCAGCUUUGUUUGAAACAUGGCGUGAAGGAUGUGUUACCACCAUUUCAGCCUCUUGAUUCAGUAAGGAACCAGUCACUUAAGAGAUGUACGGUAGAAAUCACUCCACUUGAGAAGCAAAACUCUAAAGAUUUUGCUAAGGAGCCCUCUAGGCCUGAAAAUCAUGUGGUACUUGACUUAUCUGAUGAUGCCCAGUUGAAUAAUAAGAUAGCAGAAUCUUGCAUAGACAUUAGUUCAUGUAGAUCUGGAGAAGAUAUUAAUUUUCCAUCCACAGCAACAAGUGUGUCUCAAUCUGAGAUAGAGUCACUUCCUGAUAACAGGCAAUCUAGCUCACUGUUACAAACUGAGACUUGCAAGAAAAUCUCAGUUGCAGUCAAGGCUGCGGGACCUUCUGGGAACAACAAGACUGAGAGUACCUUCCGGCCAUUGAGCAAGAAGUGCAGGUUGAUAGUGAAAUUUGGUGGCAACUCAGAUCGCAACUCAACUGAAGAUAUAGCUUCUAAUUCUACUACUGUAUCAGAAACAAUAAUGGCUUCCAAAGUUUGCCCUGUUUGCAAAACUUUUUCAUCCACAUCAAACACUACCUUGAAUGCUCACAUCGAUCAGUGCCUUUCUGUGGAGUCAACGCCCAAAUGGACUGCUGAUUCUAAGCUAAUAAGACAUAGGAUUAAGCCGAGGAAGACAAGGUUGAUGGUAGAUAUUUAUAUGACUGCUCCACCAUGCACAUUGGAAGAACUUGAUCGAAGAAAUGGUACGAAUUGGGCCACAGCUUCAAGUUUGCCUACUCAGGAAACCGAGAAAACUGAGACUACAAAUGAAGGGAAAAAGCAAAGGGUGUCACAGAUUCAUCCUGAGGACGUUGGUGAUGUAGGUCCCGUUUAUAUUGAUGCAAAUGGUACCAAACUUAGGAUUUUAUCCAAGUUUAGUGACCAACCUUCAGUUUCAAAAGUAGGGAAGGAUGUUGGAGCUAGGAAACCUUUUAAAGGAGACAAAGGAAUCAAAUACAUUUUAAAAAAGAAGAAAAAAUGGCUCGCACAAAAACAUCAUAAGUAUAUGAAGCUUGCUCCUCAAAGCAAGAAAAUUUUCUCCCACAAGGCCCAUGGCUCCCAGAUUUCUCGAGGUCAAGAGGAAUGUAAAGGAGAGUCUAGAAGUAGUGAGAAAGAACAUGUAAUGUCAAAACAAGCCAAAUCCAGUGAUUCCAGGACUCUAAGACCAUGGGUUUGCUCCAAACGAAGAGGUUUUUCAAAGAAGAUUACUAGUCAGGAGGACCAUCAACCUGUGAGAUGUAAUUGGCAUUUGCUUUCUGAGAGGAAUCAUGUUCAGAAAUUUACCAAUCAGUCUGAGAAUCCUGUAUCUUCUUCUGGAAACAAUGGGAGGAUGAAGUCAUUUCAUAAAGUCCUAGUUAGCAACAAGAAUGAGCAGUCUCCUGGUAGAAAAGGGGUGGGUAAUUUCUCGUUGGAAGGCAAGACCAGUGACAAUGUGGAGAGCUUUUCUCCAUCAAUGAGAGCAAAUUCCAAUCAACUGGACAAAAGUGGAACUCCUGUGCAUUCAAGUUGUAUGCCAAGGCCUUUAAACUCUACCAGGAAUUAUGCAUCUUCGCUGAGCAAGAAGACGGCUAAUACCCAUGAAGAUACAACUGAUAAUGCAGAUAUUUAUUGUGUUGCUAGCACAAAAUCUUCACGGAAUGCUCAUGCAAUUGUAACUAAAGCAAUGGAAUUCUCCUCUAGAAAUUUCAAAGGCCUGUCUUCUGUGACUGAAUCUGUGCCCGGUAAAAUUAAUAAGUGUUCAGCCAUUAAAAAGUCUAGAGCAUGUUUCAUGAAAAAAAGAGACGAAGGGGCAGUGACUUGGCAUUCUGAAGUUGAUCAACAAUAUGAUUUGAUCCAUGGAGAUGCAGAAAAUCAAGUUGAAAGCGAAGAAAUAGCUGAUGAGGAGUCUCAUGAGAGAAGCCUUGCCCUGGAAACUAGGCAAGCAAGAGGAUUGUCAUGUAUUUCCCAAGGGGAGAAAGCAUUGGCUUUGAGGAGCUCAAUAUCUGCAACUUCAUGUUAUGAUCGUGAUGUUCAGGUAAAUGCAGAUUCUUCAGUUGGAAUUGGUGAUGAUUUGCUACAGAAAGUCGAUUAUGUAGGCUCUGGUAGAGAACAGGUUCAUAUCUAUAUGGAUGACAUUGUUGUUGAGCCAUCUUCUAAGACUUAUGAUGGCAGGAACUCAAGCAGCAUAAUUAAGUCGGUAGACUCAGAAUUUUACAAGCUCAGUAAUUCCUCGAAGGUCCAAUCUAACUCUUUUCGAUCUUUUGAAAAUUACGGAGGGCUUUUAUGUAGGAAUGAAGUGCCAAGAGGUCCAACUGAGUCUGAUUUUGUCAAUGACCGAGAGAUAUUUUCUGCUGAUGAAGCUGGCAAUGAUAUGGUGGGACAAGAUGCUGAUAUAGGGGUGGAGUUGGAUUCAGAAGCUGGGCAAGGCAGCUCUUUUCCGGAUGUCGAUCCAAUACCUAUUCCAGGACCACCAGGGUCAUUUUUGCCAAGUCCUAGGGGCAUGGGUUCAGAUGAUUUUCAAGGAAACUCUUCCCUUACCACAAGCCGGGUUCAUUCUUCUCCAGAUCAACACGACGUUGUUGAUGGAGAUUCGUCUGAUUCACCAAUAUCUGCAGCAUCCACUAUCUCUAACUCCACAGCUGGUAGAUCUGAUUUCAAUUACACUGAACCAUCAUCAUCAGUGGAACCUUGUAUUAUUCAAGAGAAGAUUAAGUCAACAGGUGCUAGUGUUGAGCCUUCAGUACAAAGUGCUGGUACUGUUCCACAGGCAACAGGUGCAGACGUGGAAAGAACUACUUUUUAUGGAGAAUAUAUGAAACAAGAUAGGAUCUAUAUUGAGAAGCGCUUUCUCAAUUUCAAGAAUGAUCAGCCAUGCUGUUGCCAAAAGAAGGAGAGAUUUUCUCAGGGUGUUGCUUUAAAUUUUCAAGAUUCCCAGCUAUUAAGACGACUGAAAAUGGAUUCAGUGACUGUUCCUUCUAGCAGAAAGCAUAUGGAUUUCAAUUCCAACUUAAGGCCUGCAGAUUUGGAUGUGAGGCCUGAAUUAGCUUCUCCAAGCUGUUGCACAAAUUCAGGAUCCGAGAAGGUGAUUCUCCCAGGCAUUAAGCCCCUUGCAGGUCCCAUUUCUUAUAAGGAUUCUCCCAAUUCAGGAGUGAGAUUUUUAGGUCAUGCUGAUUCUGAUUCUGCUAGUCCAUCUGCUUCCAAUCUUAUACUUCGGCUGAUGGGAAAGAACUUAAUGGUGGUUAACAAAGAUGAAGGUACUUCUGUGCCACUUGGGGGUGUCCAACCAUGUGCGCAGAAUAACCAUCAAACUUCUCCAUUUCUGACUUUUUCCAGAGUCUCUCCUGGCAAUGUUCAGAAUCAGGACUGCCACCCCUUACAUCAUAUGGGCUGCCAAGGUUCUGUCAUCUUUAGUGAGAACUCACAUAAAGUAGGUCGAGGCUUUGAUGGGGGGUUGUCGAACAAUUUUAGAAGCCAAUCUGAUUCAAGGUUACCUGUACAUGUCCGACUACCAGCAGGCAUGUUUCAAGACCAACAUACAGAUUGCAGUUUUGCAACAUCCAUGGAGUGUCAUGAGUACAAAGGUGAUUACAAUAUUUCAAGCCAACAUAAUAGGCUAAAGAACAGACUAAAUGUGUCGCCUACAGAUAAUGUGGAGAAAGUUAUAACACCACCUGACCGCCAUUGUCAGUGUACAGAUUCCUCCACAAAUCCAGUAAAGGAAAUCGUCAUCAUUGAUGACGUCCCUGCUACUGAAAAUGUUGUGUUCAGGGAUGUUGCGAAGUAUACUGAAGGUGGGAGGGGAAGUCAGGUUAUUACUUCUGGCUUCUCAAUUCCAACAGCUCCAAAUUAUAACCCAAAUUGUGUGCUUCCUUUUUCUUGUUAUCAGUCACAGGAACAUCCUUUCGUUGGUGAAUCACCUAUCGUGUGGAACACUGGCUUUCAUGGAACCCCCACAAAGCUAAGCAACUCAGGUCCCGUUAGUUGGGGAUGUACUUCAGAAGGUUCUGGGGUGCUGCAGCAUAGUCCUUUUACAUCUGCAUCAUCCUCACCUGGUCAUCUAAGAUCUGCGGCACUGCAUUAUUCUCCAGGCUUUUCAUAGUCAAAGUACUUUGGCUUGCAUGGCCAUUUCUGCAACAUUGUGCUUCGAUGAAACAAGUAGAGGACUUGAGCUUCUAACACCGACUACCAGGUGUCAGGGUUUGAAAAUGGCUCUAUAGCAGAAAAAAUGGCAGUUCGUUCAAAGACAGCCUGCAUAAGCUAUAAGCGGCUGGGGACUUGCAGAAACGUUUGUAUUCAUUUCUAAUCCACUGAAUGCUGAGUCACAUUUUAAGCAGUUUUUUAGGGUUCUGCUUAGGCAAUCUAAAAGUUUCCGAAAGAUUGGAUAAUGUAUAAGAAAUCCUUGAAUAAUAGUUGACAAGGAACCUUGGCUGAAAGACAAGAAGUCAAAUGUUCCUAUAAAGAAGUUCCCUUCUCACCUUUAUUUUUCUUUUUAUGUUAUGUCAUUUUUACAUUAUACCUUUCAUCUGAGCUAAAGCCAAGUAUUGCCAUAAAGA